AUGGGUGAACAUCUGAAAGUUGAUCUACCUGAGUUCGAUGGUGAUCCACUGAGGUAUCCAGAGUUUCUGAGUGAAUUUACAGCAGCAGUGGAUGUGGAAAAUAUUCCAGCAAAUCGUAAGCUUAUUAUUCUUUUAAAAUGUACGAAGGGCAUUGCCAGAGAGGCAAUUCGGUCAUGUGUAAUUACUAAACCAUGGGAAAGGGGUUACAAGCGGGCCCUAGACAUUCUCAAUGAGAGGUUUGGCAAAAAACAUAUGAUUAUAGAUUCCUUUAUGAAAGAAUUGAUUGAAGGAAAACCUCUUCGUGAUAAUAACUCUGCUGACUUGCAUAAGUUAGUAACAUUAAUGGAUAAUUGUGAGAUUGUUUUUGACCAAUGGGAUUGUAUGGAUAAUCUUAAUAAUAGUGUUAAUUUGAAAAAGAUUUUUUCCAGGUUGCCUGAAGAUUUGCAGUCUGGCUAUGCUAAGAUUGCAAGCGGCAUUUAUGAGGUGGGGAGGGAACCAAUGUUUUCCGAUUUAAAGGAUUAUGUUAUGCAAAUUGCUCGUGGUGCUUCUACCAUGUAUGGGGAGAUUGUCUGUUCGAAUAGGGAACAGAAAAAGUCGAGAAGUCCUAAACGAGGGACUGUUCCCAAGACUAGGGAUAGGGUGUCCUCCUUUGUGACCGAUUCCAAUGCUAUACCUAGUAGGGGGGCCAUUGCAAAGUUUGAUUGUCCUUUUUGUGGGUCAGGUAAUCAACAUCCAUUAUGGAAAUGCCUGAAGUUUAAGAAAAUGACUCCUAAAGAAAGAUCAUUGUGGGUGGGCAGAAAUGAAUUGUGUUAUAAUUGCCUUUUGAGUGGUCACAAAGCAAAUGAGUGUACCCGCAAUGUGUUAUGCAAUGUUGAUGGAUGUGGCAAAAAGCACAAUGUGCUGCUGCAUUUCCCACCUCGGCAAAAGCCGGGUGGUUCUACUAAUCCUGUAAGUUCUUGUUCAGGAAAAGAGACGAGUGCUCCGGUCAGUGGGGCCGGUGAGAAAGCUACAUGUGGAGCAACUUCCUGUAGCGUGGAGGCUACGGGAGGGGUUGGGAAUGUUAGACUCAAAGUGUUGCCAGUCACGGUCAGGGGUAAGGCCAUAGGAGGUAGGGAGAUAUCAACCUAUGCCCUGUUAGACCCGGGAUCUACGGUGUCCCUUUGUACUAGUGGGCUCAUGAGGGAGCUAGGUAUAAGUGGGGUUAAAACCAAUUUUUCUGUGCAGACUGUGACUGGUCAUAAAAUCCAAGAGGGGUUUGAGGUAGCGUUGACUGCAACGGGUGCAGGCAACUCCCUAGUGCUGGAUAGAGUUCUAACUGUUGAGCGUUUGCCAAACUUAAAAUCGAGUAUUCCCAGUGUGCGUGAUACUGAAUUGUAUUCACAUUUUUCCCAUGUUGAUAUUUCUGAUAAUACGGAUAGGGAGGUCAAGCUUCUUAUAGGCUCAAAUGUCCCAGAUGCCCAUGAUGUGUUAGAGGUUAAACGCGGGAAAAGGGGACAGCCCAGAGCGGUGAAAACCUUGUUGGGGUGGACACUGUUUGGCCCAGAGAGUGUUUCUAAUUGUGAUAAUAAUUUUGUGAAUUUUAUUCAUUGUGAUGAUAAUAUUUUACAUCGCCAAUUGUGUCAAAUUUAUGAGCAUGAUUUUAAUGAUAAUGCAUGUGAAUCUGCAUCCUCACUGUCUGUUGAAGACAAGCGGGCAUUGUCUAUCAUGGAAAAAACUGUUUGUAAAGUUAAUGGACAUUAUGAAGUGGGACUCCCAUGGAAGAAUAAAGAGGUAAAACUUCCUAAUAAUCGUACCAUGGUUGAGAAACAAUUAAUGUACCAAAAGAGAAAAUUUAUUCGAGACCCAGAAUUGUUUGAGUGUUAUAAGAGCGUGAUAAAUGAUUACUUGGACAAUGGGUAUGCGAGAAAAAUACCUAAUGAUGAAUUGGUGACUAGUGACAAAACUUUUUAUUUGGGGCAUCAUAGUACGAAACAAUCAAAAUUCCGUGUAGUUUUCAAUGGGGCCGGAACUUUUCGUGGGGUUUCCUUAAACGAUAAUUUAUUACAAGGACCAGAUUAUGCGAAUAAUUUGGCUGGAGUUCUCUUGAGAUUUCGACAAGAAAGAAUUGGUGUGAUGGCAGAUAUCAAGGCUAUGUUCCAUCAGGUGAGAGUGAGGCCAGAAGAUUGUGACUCGCUUCGGUUUUUGUGGUGGCCGAAUGAUGAUUUGUCAUCUCAAGCAAGUGACUAUUCCAUGUUGGUACACAUAUUUGGAAGCCGUUCAAGUCCAUCAGUUGCAGGUUUCGCCUUGAGGAAAUGUGCUUCAGAUAAUGAGCCGGGUGUUGAACAAUCGGUAGUUGAUACUGUGCUGAAGAAUUUUUAUGUUGACGAUUUGUUGAAAUCCUUAGCAAAGAGUGGUGACGCUAUAAACUUGGUUAAGCAAUUGUCUGUUCUACUGGAAAGUGGUGGAUUCCAUCUGACGAAAUUUAUCAGCAAUUGUCGAGAGGUGCUUGAGCAAAUUCCAGAAAGUGAGCGAGCAAAGACUUUGGUGAAUUUGGAUCUUGAUAAUCUACCGGUGGAACGAGCCCUGGGGUUAUAUUGGGAUACUGAUUUGGAUAAAUUCGUGACCAAGGUGAAUGUGAAAGACAAACCAACUACAAGACGGGGUAUGCUUUCUACCAUGAGCCAGAUAUUUGAUCCGAUUGGAUUUCUGCAGCCAUUUAUUUUGCCUAUGAAGAAAAUUCUGCAGAAAUUAUGUAAACAAGAUUUGGGGUGGGACGAUGAAAUUCCUGAUGGUGAAAAGGCUUGCUGGAUGAACUGGUUGCAAGAUUUACCGCAUCUGGAAAGUGUUUCUAUUCCUCGUUGUUUGAAAUCAUCAGAUAUGAAUGACCCUAGUGAAAUUCAAAUGCAUAUUUUUUGUGAUGCAAGUGAAACCGGAUAUGGAUGUGCAUGCUAUAUGCGAAUGUUGAACAAGUCUGAUGGAACCGUGCAUUGCAGUUUUGUUAUGGGAAAGUCAAGAGUGACACCUUCAAAACCAGUGACUAUACCAAGGCUAGAGUUGACUGCGGCAGUGGUAGCAGUGAAGUUGGGUCAGUUUGUGAAGACUCAGCUGGAGUACAAAAUUGAUAGAGUAAUUUAUUGGACCGACUCAAUGUCAGUGUUGCAGUAUAUCACUAAUACGACAAGACGCUUUCAUACUUUUGUGGCGAAUCGUCUUGCUGUUAUUCAUGAGGGAUCAGAGCCUUCGCAGUGGAGACAUAUUGACACGAAAUGUAACCCGGCUGAUAUUGCAUCUCGAGGUUUGAAACCGUAUCAGUUGGACAAGGCAAAGAUUUGGUUUGAGGGACCUGUUUUUUUGAUGAGAGAAGAAAGCCUAUGGCCAAAAUCAAAACCUAUUCGUGGCAUAUUAAAUAAUGACCCUGAAUUGAAGCAAGAUUUAUCUGUGUAUUGUGUCAAAGAUAACUUGAAGGAAAAUCCAAUCAAGCAUUUGCUUUCGAGAUACUCUACUUUGGAGAAACUUCAGAGAUCGACAGCUUGGCUUUUGAGAUAUCGAUCUUAUCUCAGAUGGAAGGUGGCUAAAUCUCGAGGUGAUGGAGAUGUCGGUCAGCUGAAAACAGGACAUUUUGAGAUUUGUGAAUUACACUGUGCAAUUGAUUGCAUAGUAAGAUUUGUGCAAAGAGAGCAGUUUGGAAAACAAAUCGAUGCUUUGCAUAAUCAUUCAUCUUUGGAAGAAAAGAUUGUCAGGACGCCAAAGAAGUCAUUAUCAAGAAAUGAGCAGAUGAGAUCAAUACAGAAACUGAAUCCUAUUGUUGUGGAUGGGGAUCGUUGA
Molecule: messenger RNA, 3804 nt
Organism: Styela clava
Lineage: Eukaryota; Metazoa; Chordata; Ascidiacea; Stolidobranchia; Styelidae
Source: RefSeq, a predicted model, not a curated record